CGACAUCCAAUGCAUACUUAUAGCACAUUUUAGCUCGUCGAAAAUAUGGGCUAACAAAUUGCCCCCAAAAAAUGUCUGCUUCGACUCGAGAUCGAAGAAAGAUGAGAAGUUGACAUUUUUUCUCUUCUUCUAACAGUUUCCCUGGAACGACGUCAUGAUCGCACGUUCACUGUGUAACCGUCGCCUCGAUCUCCAUUACCCAUCAUUAAUUCCACCUUUCUAGGCAGAGUGGGACACGUGUCACGCUGGGGAGUAAAAAGGGAAAUCUGAUGUGAUUGAUUUCUGACCCUUGAUUCUUAUUAUAUUAUUUUCCCUUUUUUAAAGUAAAAACCUCCAUAAAUAGCGCCAAAAAACCUCAGAGAAACCCCUUCAUCUUCUUUGCUUCCUAAACCCCGAAACCUUUCUUCUUCUCUGCUUCUGAAACCCUUCUUCUUCUUCCUUGUUUCCAUUAUUUCCGGCGAAACCUUCCUAUUUCCAGAUAAUCGUUAUUCCUCUCAUCAUCAAACUCACCGAAUCUCUGAGUUCUGCCAUUGUUCUCCGUGAACCCAAGCUCUCACUCACUGAUUCUAUCAGCUACCCAACCCUUCACGAGAAAAUCAUCCUUUUUCAGAUUUCUCACAAUGUCGCAAGGCCAAGCAGUUCCGUUUGCUGGGAAAUGGCACCGUUUUACAGUCAGGAACGACGGAGAGAAGGUGGUUCCAGAACCACAAGGUGACGCCGAACACACAGAAAUCUGGGAAUCGGAGGUGAUGAUCCCUUUCGCAGUGGAAAGGACAGUUUACGCUUUCGGUGGACCUCUGCCAGACCAAGAGUCACUCUCGAGUUCAAUGAACAAGGUAUUCCCCUGCUACCCAACUUGCGAACCUAGGAUUUUUGAUAGUGAGCCUUACAACUUCAACUGUUUAAGCAAACCCCACAAACUCUUUCGAUCCGCCCCGUCAAUAGCCCAUAGGGAUUACAUACCUUGGCUUGAUCGAGUCGAACAAGCGUAUGAGGAUUUCUGGAAGACAUAUGGCAUAUUUGACUUAAUACAAUUCUCUCGAUUUGGUCCUGAAUAUCGACCAGAAAUGCUGAUAGCAGCUAUGCAUUUUUUCGAGUCUUCUACCAACACCUUUCAAUUUAAAUGUGGUAUGAUGACCCCCACUCUCUUAGACGUAGCCGCUCUCACAGGCCUUAGGCCUAACGGAGAAACUUAUGAUCCCACUAAAUCUAGUGAUAAUAUUAAGCUAGUAUAUAAGGAGAACACCUUUUCCAAAUAUAUAGCUGAACACAAAGGAUCGGUCGAAGAGGAAGUCUCUGAUGAAGAGCAUGUAGCCUUCUUGACCCUAUGGCUAUCUCACUACGUCUUUUGCACAAAAUCCUUGCAAGUAGCCAAAAGAUUUAUUCCAAUGGCAAUACAAAUUCAUGAAGGUCAGAGCUUUGGAUUUGGACGCCUCUUGUUAGCAGUACUAUACGAAUCGCUUGGUGAGGCAUGCGAUGACCUGAAGAAAUCGAAGGAUGGGUCUUCCUUCUUAGUAUCUGGGCCUAUGUGGCUUCUCCAGUUGUGGCUUAAUGCCACUUUCGAACAAGAAAUGGGAUUAAUAAUCCCACAAGAUUAUGCUGAAGAAGUUGCCAAUCGCUCGAUCGAAGGCCAGAGAGCACUUCGAUUAACACCCAAGACCUUCGAUCAAAACCCACAAAAGCUGUUCCUCAAGUACAUGAAGAUUUUUCUGAGUUUUGACAAGUUUCUUCCCCAACAUGCUCCAUUCAUUAGUCGAGAGGUCGGCCCGGCCUGGUUCACUGACGAUUUUCCUGCUGUCGAUCCGGACAAUGAAGAAGAAGUGAAUGAAAUAUGGUCAUUUUACUUGAAUCCACAGAUCCUGUCCUGUCGUACAGGUGUUCAAUCGAACUAUUUAGGCCUGGUUGGAUACCAGCCUAAUUUGGUUUCAAGACAAUUUGGCCUCUCGCAGAUCCGUCCCAAAAGCUUGUUCGAAGAUCCUAGAGACGUCAUAAGAGGGGCCAAUCUUUCAGAAAAGACUUUCAAGAAAUUUUUGAAGAUUUCUCUUGAUGAAAACUAUAACCUGCAUCCUUUUGAGUUCAACCAUUCCCACUUCUGCACCAUGGGAUUUGUUACCUGGUGGGAGAAAUAUUAUUCGGGCCGUUCGGUUGGAGACACAACUAUCAUGAUCUCCAGACUUGAGAGUGGUUUUACACAACCAACGGUCGAGAAUAUCCGCUCAAACCUUCAAGCUCGAGGCAAAACAAUCAUGACAAAGAAAAUUGCUGAAACGUCUCGAGCUGAUGUGAGACCCAAGAAACCCACUGGGGUGAAGAUCCAAGAAUGGAAACAAGAAGAGAAGAAUCAUAAGAAAGAUGAUAGCACCGAGACUACCACGACCUCAAAACGCUCGAAGCGUGUGGUCAUCGAAUUCGACGAAGAAAAAGAUGAAGAAGAGGAAAGACCUCUUGUAAGAAAAAGAAAAUCACCUGAGACUUCGACCAAAUCUGCUGACCAAACAGAGGCAGGCGAUUCCCAGGCUCAAAUGCCUAAGAAGAAAAAGAAAGUGAAGCAGAUCGAGCCUGAACCUUCUGUGACGGUCGAGGGUGGUGAGCCAGUCAGGAAGAAAAAGAAGAAGACCAAGUCUUCAAAAGAACAAGGUGAGAAUCAACCUGUUGACGUCCAACCACCUUCGACUGAUGUUGGCGGCGCUGAAACAGAAACUAUUCCCUCUAUUGCUGAGAUGGGCAACCUUGUCGAACAACCGGACUUACCACAAGAACACCCUACCGUCGAGGUACAACAAAAUGUUUCUGUAGAAGAAAUACCCUCAUGUGCUCGAACCUCUCCUGCUCCUGAGACGGAUGCAGUGAAUGUUGAGGAACAGGGUGAAGGUCAAGGUAUUGGACCCAGCAGUCCUCAGGGAUCGAGUCAGAGAAGUUCAUCUGAAGAACACUUUUCCGAUGAAGAGGCCAUACAAGAGGCUGAAGCUGGAGGUUCAGACAUUUUCCCAGCGUCUUCGACAUCUAAGCUUUCCGCUAGCAUAGGGAUCGCAGAGGAUACAUUCAUUCAAAUGCAAGACGAAGACCCUGCUGCAGCCCUUCGACUCCUGCUGAACACCAGUCAAGCCAACACCUCAAGUGAAAAGAAUCCUGGUGCUUCGUCCUCAUCUGAUGCUGAUAUAACCUCUACAGUACGCCAAGAUUGCCUGCUUUUGAAGUUAUCAAUGGAAUACGCACGGGCAGACGUACUUAAAUCCAUUGAAGAGAACCCUUCUGCUGCUUUUGGGCACCUGAACUUUUUGAAGAAAUUGCAUAACCCCCUUACUUCUGAUGAGAUUCUGGGCAAAGUUAUACAAAUCGAGUCCAUUAUCGAUCAAUUUGCAAAUACUGUGCAGAAAAAACGCGAAAAUGGCGCCAGACUCGAUGCCCAGAAACAGGCACAUAUCCUUCUGCUCGAGAAAGCCCGAGCGGCUCAAUGUGAAGUCGAGCGUCUCACCAAAGAGGCGAAAGAAGGAUCUUCUGAGAUCAAAGCCUGUGAUGAUAACAUCUCCUCCUGGGAGGCAACUAUUACAAAUUUGCUGUCUCAGGUCGAUGAUCUAAGGCAGAAAAUUGUAACAGAGCAGGCCAAACGCAAAGAACUCCAGGAGAAGGCUGCUGAUUCGAUUCAGAAGCUGGUUGCCGAAAAAGGGAGGGAAGGCCUGAAGGCCUUUAGUGCAUCUCAAGCGGUAGCAGAUGAGGCGAGAGCUAUGGAGAGUGCUGACCAGGUUUUGAGCAAAGAGAUGGCCACCUUGAAGAAACUAUAUGAGGACUUAGUCAUGCAUUAG
Glycine soja is the source of this 3803-nucleotide messenger RNA. RefSeq lists its product as uncharacterized. Lineage: Eukaryota; Viridiplantae; Streptophyta; Magnoliopsida; Fabales; Fabaceae. The coding region runs from base 621 to 3803 and encodes 1060 amino acids. The transcript has 5 exons. The record is from RefSeq and is a predicted model, not a curated record. Gene Ontology annotation, biological process: meristem maintenance; meristem development.